AUGGUCCAUGAAGUAUUAAGACAGAAUCCAAAUGAAGAUACUGAAUGGAAUGACAUACUGAGAGAUUUUGGAAUUCUUCCUCUGAAAGAAAAAAAAGAUGAAAUUUAAAUCGUUUUACACUUUCAGAAAGAAGCAGAAGUGAAACAGUAUGAAAGAAUGAAUGUUGAAGAAUUAAAGGAAGCUGAAGAUGACUUUGAUGAGGCUGAUAGGAAAGCUAUUGAAAUGUACAGGCAGCAACGCUUGCAAGAAUGGAAAUGUCUUCAAAGGAGACAGAAGUAUGGCGAGCCAAGAGAAAUUCGUGGAGAGCAGUAUGUAAAGGAAGUUACAAACACUCCACAGAAUGUUUAGGUUAUAAUUCAUCUUUAUCAGUCAAACAUCCCAGGGUGUUUACUGCUUAACAACCAUCUCAGCCUGCUAGCCAGAAAGUUUCCAGAAGUCCGGUUUCUCAAAGCCAUUGUAAACAGCUGCAUUCAGUAUUACCAUGACAGAUGUUUACUCACCAUACUUGUAUAUAAAACUGGUGAAAUAAAAGGCAGGUUCGUUGGAGUAGCUGAAUGUGGGAGAAUAUCUCUUAAAGUGGAAGAGCUUGAAUGAAAACAAGCAGAAGUUGGAGCAAUAGAAACCGACUUAAAAGAAAACCCCAAAAAGGACAUUACACUGUCAGUACAAAAUAUUUCUGCUCGUGAAGACACUAAUACAAAAAGCAGGGAUGUAAUGAAACCACGUAUUGCUUGAGAAAAUUUUAAUGCAGAUCAUCUGUUCUGACAUAAAUUAGCUCAAAUAGUUUUUCACUCUUUUGUUAACUCUGAAACAAUUAUAAGAAAAAAAAGCCAUUUUUCUUCCAUGUGUAUAGUUUUUGGGUUUGGUUUGUAGAAGAAAAUAGAUGUAGUAAAUGAAAGCCAUACUUACCUUUAGAUACUUGUAGAUGGCUGUCACUGACACUGAGAGCAUGGAUUCUGCAUUUCAUACAAACGCUACUUAAAUGGAAUGGGAGGGGGCAGGUUUUAGCUGGUGGUCUCUAAUCCAUACUUUCUUCCUCCUUUUAGCCAGCAUGAGUGAAGACACUUUUAAUUAUUAGUGAAAUGACUGUAGUGGAACUCUGGGCUAAGUACCGUCUCAGUUCCCCCCACUGAAAAGCUGACUGAAAGACAAUGAUGUUUAUAGUAAUAUAAAAUCAGGAUUUGGCCCUGAAUCCAUUGACUAACAUUUCUGUUUGUUUGACAGGUGCUCAAGAAUUUUAUCCAGUGUCAAGGAUAAUCUUCCCACUAUUUUAGAAUACUGACAGUUGGAUCCGUUAUUCUUUCCUAAGAAAAAUAAGUAUAUCCUUAACAAAAUAGUUUACACUACAUUUGUAGCAAAACUACAUGAGUGAAUGACGAGACCAUGCUCCUGAUUCAGCAUUUUUAUUUGAGUAGUGAAUCAAAUUGUAUAGUAUUAAUGUUAUCUUUCCAGUGACUCAUCAUAAAACCCCCCAAUCUCACUGUGCUAAUAAAGAUUUAGUUAUAUACAACUGACAUAGUUCAUAGCAUCAGGUUGCAGAAGGAAAAAUUAAACAGAAACAGUUCACUUAACAAAUAAAUACCUAAGAACAAGAAAAUUAACAUUAGCCAUUUUUUUUUCACCCAGUAGGAUACAGCUGUUCUAUUAGUAGAUACCCAGUGGCAGACACCACUUCUAGAAACUUAUUUUGCAGAUUCAGAGGGAUGACUAGUAGAUGCAUUUCAGAGAUAAUGGCUUAUCUGCCAUUAUCUGCCACUUCAAACUAGAAAGCUAACUAGUAGUUUUAAAUGUAAAUAGGUCAUCAGUGAUUUUAGGUAUGAUUCUACAGUCACUUUGGGUAACUAUCAGUGGUGGCUGCUGUAAGAGUACUACCACCUGUUUCCUCUGAGCAGUGAACGUCUCUCCUGCUACUGUGGCUGCCAUGAAGUACACGAGCAGAAUACGCAACUGUACAAGUGCUAGUGUCACACUGGAAGUAAGAGGCAUAUGCCACUAGAUGUGACAGGAAAGGGCCAAACCUCCCCUCUGGUGACCUUUAUUUCAUCCAAGUGAAGCGACCAUGUGAUCAUGAUUACAGCUAUCAUGGGAUAAAGCACAAGUAGAAAUCCAAGGGAAGCUGCAGGUUAAAAGCAGAUGGUUCUUGGUCAGUUACACUGUUUGUAAGAAAAGCAUCUAAGCAUGAAUGUUAGCCUUGCUUUACAAGGACUGUGUAGAUUGUGACAGGGUUUCAAGACAGCAUCUUUGUUAAAUCCACUGAUUUUUAGUAUUCUGGAAUGAUGUGAAAUCUAGUUUCAAAAUCAGCUUCGUCAAACAGAUCCUCUUUGGAAUAAGCCAGUGAGGACCAAAAAGGAACAUUCUGAGCAGGUUAUUAUUCUAUGGCUCUGAAGUGUAUUAUGCACAAGAGGGCAAUGGCAGUUCUGUAGGAAACAUGGCUACAGUUAAUGGAAGUGCAAAUGAAAUUUCUGCAUUUCUGGCCCAGUCUAGUUCCAUCAUUUAAUAAUUCACAGAAGAUUUGCUGCUCAUAAUUUGAUAGUGUCUGAAAAAUAUGUUGGCUCUUGUAUAACCUUUGUGAGUGAAGCAGAACUCAUUACAGACCAGAGCAAACUCACAUUGACAAUAAGAGCCAGAAAAACAGUAUUUCUAGGUGGAAAAUAGUUUUGUAAAACCACCACACUGUUUCAAGCUUCCAUUCCUGUUCCUUCAGGAGCCUUUAAAACACUUUCAGAAGAGAAGCAGCAUUUAAAAAAUGACCUUGGUAAAGCCAUAACAUCGGCAGAAAAUGCAAAUGUGUGUCAUCUCCACAGCUGCUUUGAUCUUGUCAAAUCCCAGAAUGUAGGAUGUGCAAGCCACAGAGUAAUUGUUACUGCCACGCUGCAGUAGGUAGGUGUUAACGCUCCCAUACAAACAAGGUGUGAAGAGAGGCAGUACAGUAGCUCUACUUUGUUUUUCUGAAGAACUACUACUCCUUACUAAAGAUCCUGUGGCAAGUUUGAUACAUACAGCUUGAUGCUAUUUUUAGCCUCCUAGUUUCUUGGCCAUAUUCUAAUUCUGGUAAUUGUGCAUUUUUGUUGAAAAUAUUCCUACAUUUUCUCCUGGAUUUUCCAUUCCUGAUGUAUCCUAUUACUUUUACUACAUUUUAUCAUAGAAGCAUUAUCUUUUCCAUAAGUAAUUAAAUGUUUAGUUUUGUUUAUAUCACAUUUUGCUCAACUGAAAGCUAGAAACAGAGUAUUAUGAAUCAAUAAGUAACAAAAAUAAGUGGGUUUACUAAUGCUUUUCAGAAUGCUUCCAGUGGAAAAACUGAGCUCGUAGUUAACUCUUUAGCAGCAGUUCCUGUCCCUACAAUAACUUUGCAUAAGACUUUGGUCACAAGGUGAAUCAAAUGGGGAAACUGAUGUACCUGAAAAGUAAUCCCAAAAGAUCCAUGAGAUUUUGCAACCAAGUUAAGUUCCUUACUUCAUUCCAGACACAAACACUAAUUAAGCUUCUAUAGAUACAAAUUUGUAAUUACAUUUUUUGAUAUAUUGCUAUUUAGAAGAAUAACAGAAAAAUAAACAUCCUUGUUACCGAGAAAGAAAACUGGCAAUAUUUACAUACUGUUACCACUGAGCAAUGUUUUAUUUUACAGAAAACAGUUUGCUGCUAUGUUCUGCUGCACGCAGAAGAGGUUUAUGCUGACGUAAUCACUGAACGUUUACGCAUAUGCCACUCCUGCAGUAGGCAGUAUGGCUGGAAUCCGUUACAGUUGUAUGUAAAGACUGCAGCAUCAGUUAGUCAUCUCCCUAACUCCGAGAUCGGAUUGAUCUGUUUGUAUUUAUUAGCUUGGCUGUUUCACAACUUUCUCAGCAAAAUCAGUAAUACAGGCACAUCUUACAGUUUUUAUAAGCUUUAUCAAUGCACAAAUGAAAGAACGCUAAGUUUUAUUAUCAGAGAUGGUCCUGCAAACUCCUACUGCAGCUGUUUUCCUGUCCUGAAAUGAUACAUUUUCUGAACAAAUCUACACCUCAUCACAGUGUAGUCUGCCUGCCUAACAAAGAUACUUCAAUCUCAUACAGGGCUCUUCAGUUUAUCAGGUUCACAAUUAUUCUUUUACCUUGCAGCCAUGCAAAAAAACCCCAGACCAACAAACUGUAAGGAUUAUAAAAUGAGAAGAAUGGACUUAAAUUGCUGCUUUUCAGUCAGAAAGGAAGAAACUUACCUGUGGUGAGCCUUCCUUCAGUUCGGUGGUCCAGAAAUCUCCCAGACCCCAACAGCCAGCGUUAGU
Tyto alba (common barn owl) is the source of this 4261-nucleotide messenger RNA. It is a transcript of the gene PDCL2, whose product is annotated as phosducin like 2. Gene Ontology annotation, cellular component: cytoplasm. Gene Ontology annotation, biological process: protein folding. NCBI's taxonomy places the organism in Eukaryota, Metazoa, Chordata, Aves, Strigiformes, Tytonidae. The record is from RefSeq and is a predicted model, not a curated record.